UUUCUUCGUUCAAAUCCAUCUCCGUGAAUGGAGCUUCAGAGAUCAGUGAUGAUGAGGCUCUUUCUAAGGUUUCUGCUACUGUCUUUCGCACCUAUCUCAAUUCAUGGAAGAUUUGUGGUGGAGAAGAACAGCUUGAGGGUAACAUCAUCGGACCGAAUCAGGGGAACAAAUGACAGCGCCAUUGGAAACUUUGGAAUACCUCAAUAUAGUGGUAGCAUGGCUGGGAAUGUUUUGUACCCAAAAAAUAAUCAAAAGGGUUGUAAGGAGUUUUCUGACUUCGGGAUUUCGUUCCAAUCCAAGCCUGGAGCUCUUCCGACCUUCGUUUUGCUAGAUCGUGGAGGUAAUCUUCUCCAUUUCACUCUCCCAAUCCCAAAACGAUGAAUAGCUACUUCCACCGAUUUGGCUUCUUAAUAGUGUUUCGCCAACCUUGUUGGAACACAAUUGGAAUUUCUCUUGGCGACACAAUUGGAGUUGGAACACCUGGUUCUGUUGUUCCAAUGCUUGAGGCUGUCAUGGCUGUUGCUCCUGUUGAGAAGUUGGCUGUCCACUUUCAUGACACUUAUGGGCAAUCUCUGCCAAACAUUUUACUGUCCCUUCAAAUGGGAAUUAGCACUGUCGAUUCCUCCAUAUCGGGCUUAGGUGGCUGUCCUUAUGCUAAAGGAGCUUCGGGAAAUGUUGCCACCGAGGAUGUUGUAUACAUGCUCAAUGGACUUGGAGUGAAGACAAAUGUGGAUCUUCCGAAGCUCAUGAAGGCUGGGGAUUUCAUCAGCAAGCAGCUGAGUCGCCCAUCAGGUUGCAUCUGUUAUGACAGUUUGGAACCAAAUGCAACCUGCAUAUGCUGCUAACAUGUGAAAUGAAGCCUUGAACAAGAGCCUUGGAACUCAGGGCCUUAAUCUUCAUAACAUUCUUGUAGAAACUGAAAAGUGUGGAUCCUCUUUUGAUGAGUUGUUGACAAUUCCAGAGCAAGAUGAUUGGUUGUAUAAUGAUGGGAAGUAAACAUCUUGUGUUGCUUUCAUUCUUGAAAUGUAUAAGGAGGCUGGGCUUUUUGAUCUAAUUUCUAGCUCUAUACAAGUCAUUGAAUUUACAGUAAGUCCAUCCUGGAUAGUUUAAUGUAAAGGUACUAUUCAUCACCAUAACUUAGCAAAGGAAGUUUGAAUUCAUUGUAUUGGAUUGGAUCAGAUUUUAAUUUUUUUAAUCUGAAAUUUGAAUUGAAAAUGUGGUUUUUACAGGGUAUGAGUGAUCAUAGGCAAGAAAAUUGACCUAAUAUUUUCUUGAUGAUCUUGAUUAAGAUUAUGAUGAGGUUCAAGUAAAGAAUUAUAUCUUGAAGAAAAGUGGUUUUUGCAGAGUAUGUAUAUCUCUUAUUUUAGUAUGAGUGAAUUUAUUUUCUUGAAGAUUUUAAGAGUAUAUUGUAUAUCUCUUAUAUCAAUUAUAUUAGUAUUUAUUUAUAUUAUAUUUUUAUAAUAAGUCAUUAUGGGCUCGUUUGGAACGCCGUAUUAGGUCGUAUUGUAUUGUAUUGUAUUAUAUUGAAUUGGAUUAUAUAUCAUAUUUUUAUAUAAUACUAUGUUAAACUUUAAUUUAUACUAAAAUAUUAUAUAUUUAGGUGUCCAUAAAAGUUAAUACCACAUAUAGUUUUACAUAAAAAUAUUACAUAAAAUACAAUUCAAUAUAAUACAAUACAAUACAAUACGACCUAAUACGGUGUUCCAAACGAGCCCUAAGUAAUCAAAAAACUCAAUUCUAAUCUAGACAACUAUGAAACCUUCCGAGAGUAAGAAUGGUCAGGACCCUGGUAUUACUUUUUUUUUUUUUGUCUUCUUAUUUAUCUAGAUAAAUGUUCUGUAAUGAUACUUUGAUUUCUUAACUCAUGAUUUAUUUAUAUUUAUAUUUUAUUUAUUAA
Cannabis sativa is the source of this 1897-nucleotide messenger RNA. RefSeq names its product hydroxymethylglutaryl-CoA lyase, mitochondrial-like. Bases 378 to 845 code for a protein of 155 amino acids. The record is from RefSeq and is a predicted model, not a curated record. The transcript is spliced from 5 exons. Gene Ontology annotation, biological process: ketone body biosynthetic process; L-leucine catabolic process. Gene Ontology annotation, cellular component: mitochondrion. Gene Ontology annotation, molecular function: hydroxymethylglutaryl-CoA lyase activity. Lineage: Eukaryota; Viridiplantae; Streptophyta; Magnoliopsida; Rosales; Cannabaceae.